AAUAUGUGAAUUAUUUGUUUAGAAUUUUAUUAUGACCUCUUCAACCGAGAGUGAAUUGACCUCUGCAGAGUUAUACUCAAAGCUAUUUCAUUCAUUCAAAUCUAAAGGAGUGUUACAGUCAGUAAAGACUCAAUUAAGGAACCGAAUUGCUUUAGAAUUACACGCUAAGGCAUCUUUUAAAACUGAAAAAUCUCAAAAUUAUGGUUCAGGUAGUGGUUCGUUGUUUUUGCAUGUGUCAAACAGCUUGAUCAUGGAUCAUUUAAAGCAGUAUCCUUACACACAAUCAGUGUUCAUUUCAGAGAGUUUGACAGAUCCUGAAAAAGUAUAUUCUGUGGAAGACAUUUUGGAGCUACUUCACAUUAACCCAGAUGCAAAGCUUUAUCAAAAACUGAUGAAAAUGUCGAAACAAAGUGAAAAUGUUAAAGGUUUUCUUUGGUCCUUCUUGUUAAAUCUAGCAGGCUCUUAUGGCUAUUCCACCAUGGACCGUUGUGUACAAACAGAUGAUUGCCAAUGGCAGCAACUAUGCUCAAUUGAUGAAAAACUGCUUGAUGUGGAAAGAGCACAACUCCAAAAAUUUAACGAGCAUUCCAAGGGCACGAAUAUGUCAUUAGAAGCAAAAGUGUUAUCAUUUCAACGAAAGUAUGAAGAACAAAAAAGGGCUGAGUUGAAGGCUGAGAUGGAGAGAUUUCGAUCUACUGAGCUUGCAAACAUGCGACUUGAAGAAAAAGAGAAGUAUCAAUCUGAGAUUGAUAAUGCUAGAAUAGAGUAUGAAGCUUAUUAUCAACAAAAAUUAAAAGAUCUAGCAACAAGAGAGGAAGACAUCCUAGGAAGAUCUACAAAGGAAAAACAGUUCUUCGAUAAAGAAGCAUUUGAAGAACGUCAAAAACUUCUUAAUGAGAUGCAACUGUUGAAAGAACGUGAAAUGAAAAUGAAGAAGAAUCAUGAAAUUGCUCUCAGGUCUGUUGGCAUGCAAGAAGAGAAACUCCAAUUAAAAGCUGAGCAACUAAAGUUUAAGGAAGAGUCUAUGAAAGAUAUUGAAGAUCGAUAUGAAAUGCGCCUAAACGAUGAAAUUUCCAGAGUGAAAUUUGACCUGCAACAACAAGAGAAGAUGGAGGCAGAGUCCUUACAAUCACAAAAAAUUCAACUUAAAGAGGAGAAACUCAAUUUUCAAUUUCAAAAGGACACAUUUUUAAGAUGGAAGGAGCAAGCAGAAAGGCUAAAAGAUGAAAAUCAGCAGCUUAAUAUUGCGCUCAUGACAGCAAAGCAGGCAAACUCUACAUGGAAUCAAAAAUAUGAAAUGCUUGCUGAACAGUACAAAAAGGUAGAAGAUUACAGCGAAAUCAAAAGCGAAAAAAUUUUAAUUCAAAGAGAUGCAGAGUUGCUAAAAAAAAAAAUCGAGGAGCUUCUUCUAGACAAGUCAAAACGAGAGAAAGAGCACCAGAAGUUGAUAAAAGAAUUAUUGAACAAAAUAUCAACGUCGGAUGUUACUGAAGGUGGAGAAGCUGUUAACAAAGAAUUCGAAGAAACGCGACUAAGAGAACAACAAUUGCGCGAAAAAUAUCAAACACUUCAAAACAAAUAUGAACUGGAGGUCCUGAAAAACGAAGAUCUACGUAAACUCUAUGAAGACUGUUUGUUAUCGCAACGGGAAUGCUUACGAGAGAUCGAUGAGUUGCGAACAGCCCUAAUGAUGGCGAAACGAGAAAGCGAGAAGUUUAGGAACACUAAAAAUGCGGUUACUUACAAUAUGGGCGCUCAACCUCGCUUGCCAUCUAACGAAUUUUCACAAAAAACAUCCAGUACAAGACGGAAGCUCUUACAAGAAAACUCGCCAAGCGAAAAGAAUAUGGAUUUUCAUUUUGAGGCAUCUGAUAACGUAUUCAAGAAAUUGGAGGAGGAAGCAAUGCAGUUGGAAAAAUCAUACAAGGACUUCCAAAGUCGUCAGAAGCAAUCCAAGACGCAAUCUCAAGUCUAUUUCAGUUCUUACGUACAAAGAAAGAGCAAAAGCACUAAUGAUAGCCAGGAUCCCAUCCAACGCUCUCCUGGAAACAGGAAUGGUCAAAAUAUAGUGUCAAGCUCUCCUAGAAAUGACACAAUGUUUCAGUAUCAAAGCUCUGAUAGGCAUAGUUUUGACUUAUCUCGCCUGAUACCAGACAGAUCAGUAUUAUCUAACGAACGCUCUAAUGACGUUAAGCUAGGACCGGACUACUUCUCCACCGGUUCAGUUCGAACUAAUGAUCACCAAUCUUCAAGCGGAACAUCACAGCCACUAUCGUCGACACAAGCACCAGGUGCAAGUAGUCACGCUCUGUCCUUUGGCUUAUCAGGUUUGACAUAUACCCAGGAUAGGAUAGAUAAAAGACCUCCACCAGCGCAAGGUAGAAACGCUAAAUCAAACGCCGUAGUAAAUAACCUCGAAGAACAGAAGAUUUCUUCCCAAAAAAUAAACUUGGUUCAUUUAAAAAGGAACGAAGCUCAAAGUGUCUUUGCAGAAACAGCUGCCACACCCACAGUUAAUGCUCCCUCAUCCACUACAUUGGCUACAACGUGUUUUUCUUUAACUCAAAAUCCACUGCGUGAAACCACGGUAACUAGUGACUCCCUUACACAGCAUCCGCUUUAUGAUAGUCGAAACUAUAAUACACUAACUCAGUACCCGUUGAUCGAAUCUGAUCUGCAAACUCCAGCUUUAAAGGCAAGAGACUUGGUUACCCCGAAGACUAAAAAACUCGAUACACUUACUGAGCAAAGCAUUGGUGCAGAUCUUUCAGUAACUGUUGUGGAGGAGGACGCAGGCGCAAAUAAUCUAGGUUCUGUAGUUGUAAAACGGUUGGAAGAAGGUAUAAAAAAGGUUGAAGAGAGUCGGCAGAAUAGAGCGAACUCAGUGGAGCAGGAAUUUGACUUGAAGGAAGCAACUAUAACAACUUUUGAAAGUCCAACUAAAUCUGAAUCAAAAGUUGUCAAUGAUGUUUUCUACACGCCAGCCGCUGCUCAUAAGAAUAAUAACCUGAAUAAUGAUAAUAAUAACAAAGGUGCAACACCAAAUGAAGUUGCUAAUGAAAACAGUGAUGACCUAUCAUCAGGAAAAUAUUCUGUCGACCAAUCGAAGUCUACUGUGCAAGAGCUAACCAACAAAGACGAUGUUAGCAAAGUCGAUUCUUUAUUAAGCGAAGGUGAAGUUGACCAAGGUGGGCAAGUUAAUGAUGUAAUGGCGCAGUAUAUGAAAAUGAUUUUGCAGAAAAAAGAAGAAGAAAAAGAAAAAGAACAAGACGAUGUCGCAAGUGAUGCACAGGUUACUGACUAUAAUGACAUCCCCGUCUCGGAUACUGAAGAGCGCCAAAUAAGCGAGAAAAGUUCAAUAUCAGAGUUCGAAUGGUAAAAUGCGUUCGGAGAAAUGGGAAUAACAUGCACGGUUGCUUUCAAAGAACGUGAAGCCACAGGUCGUGGUCAUCUUUACAAACUUGUUAUCAACAUUCAAUUUUUUUUACAUAUAUUUAGUAUCUGUAUAAAUAAAAGAUUUUACGUCUUGUUUAUUAUGUACAAACCAAUGUAUAAUUCCGUGUGUAUAUAUUAUUACUGUGGAAAUAUAUAAUAUCGAACAAACAAAAUUUCGGAUGACGACAUCAGCCAAGGGAAUUCAUAAAAUGUUUUAAUGAGUUUCCUCUGCCAAUAAUCUUUUUCAUGUGAUAUUGACAAUAAAAUGUGGGCGAUUUGUCAAUGCUGGCCUUUUGUUGUUAAACUCGUGAUUAGGAGAUUUUGUUUCACCAGCGAUUUUUAAAACAUGAUUCUGAAACUAACAAUGUUAUUUUUUGAUAGCACUACACGACAGCCGAUGUGUUCUCUUCCAUCGUUGACUUUUUACAAGGUUUAAAAUAUG
Messenger RNA from Hydractinia symbiolongicarpus, 3877 nucleotides. RefSeq names its product centriole and centriolar satellite protein ofd1-like. Gene Ontology annotation, cellular component: ciliary basal body; centrosome. Bases 32 to 3379 code for a protein of 1115 amino acids. Gene Ontology annotation, biological process: epithelial cilium movement involved in determination of left/right asymmetry. The transcript has 25 exons. Lineage: Eukaryota; Metazoa; Cnidaria; Hydrozoa; Anthoathecata; Hydractiniidae. The record is from RefSeq and is a predicted model, not a curated record.